This is a messenger RNA of Rana temporaria (common frog), 1812 nucleotides long. RefSeq names its product malate dehydrogenase 1B (gene MDH1B). Gene Ontology annotation, molecular function: L-malate dehydrogenase (NAD+) activity. NCBI's taxonomy places the organism in Eukaryota, Metazoa, Chordata, Amphibia, Anura, Ranidae. Gene Ontology annotation, biological process: tricarboxylic acid cycle; malate metabolic process; oxaloacetate metabolic process. Bases 114 to 1649 code for a protein of 511 amino acids. The record is from RefSeq and is a predicted model, not a curated record. The transcript is spliced from 10 exons.
GACAGACGAGAACAGCGGGAGGUGCGUGGUGAUGAUCCGCCCCUGAAUCUUCUGUGUAGCGUUGCUUGGCAACACCACGCCGUGACUUUCUGCUGCACUGUGUGGGUGACGUGAUGGCGAAGUUCGUACUUGCAGGAAAGGCAGACUGCCCAUAUUAUGCCAAAGCAGAACUUCUUGUUGACUAUCUUCAGAAAAACCUGCCACAUUUCAGCGUUCAUAAAAUCACCUGUCACCCUGAGGACUGGGAGCAAUGGAUCGCAGAACUUUGCCUAAAAAAUGGAUGGAAUGACAGGCACUCACCCAUAAUAUGGAGAGAGUUGUUGGAUCGAGGCGGCAAGGGAUUGCUGCUCGGAGGAUUUAAUGAGCUAAUGGAACAUGCACAGGAAUACUACAAUAUAAGUUCAGCUAUCUUGAGUGAGUUAAUGAAGGAUAUUGCAGCAGAAAACUUAGAAUCUCAUAUCAAUUUACACAUGGAAGAAGAGGAAGUAAAAAGACAGUUUAAACCUCUACAUGUUUGGAUUACCAGUGCAUCAAUGCCUACUUGCUACAGUUUAGUUCCUAUUCUGGCUACUGGUGAAGUCUUUGGUCCAGAGAAAGCUAUUUGGUUGCACUUAUUAGACAAUAGCCAAUCCAUGGAUACCCUGCAAGGACUGAAAAUGGAGGUGGAAGACUUAGCUUUUCCAUGUAUAAGACAAGUAACAUUGCACACAAUGGCUGAUGAUGUGUUUCUCCAAGCUGACUUUGUAAUUGUCCUUGAUGAUGUACUUCUGAAAACUGAUCAGUCCCCAGAAAAUUACAUAAAGAUGGUUACAGAAGAGUGUGCACAGUAUGGCAGGCUCAUUGACCGAAAUGCAAACAAGGAAGUGAAGGUGGUUGUGUCCGGAAGUACCUAUGCAAAUCUUAAAGCCCUAGUGGUGCUGAAAAAUGCACCAUCCAUCAAUAAUCAUCAUGUCGUGGCUUUAUCAACACAACUGGAGUUUGAGGCAAAAGCUCAGAUUGCAAAAAAGCUGAAUGUAAAUUCAUCAGUUGUAAAGGAUGUUAUUGUUUGGGGUAACAUCAGUGGUACUAAUCACCUUGAACUGAACCAAGCAAAGAUAUACAAGUAUGACAGUUCAAUAUGGGGUCCUUCCAGUUACUCGCGCCCUUUGCUUGAUAUGAUAUUUGACAGAAAAUGGACGAAGAAUGACCUAGUAAAAGAGUGGAAAAUUCGAAAGCAACAUCGUUCUGGCUUGUCUGCAGCUCACUCUAUUGCCAGUGUUCUGUCCUGGUGGCAACAGAAUUCAAACCAUGAAGAGAUUGUUUCCCUCGGUGUCCUUAGUGAAGGCCAUUUUAAUCUUCCAGAUGACAUGGUUUACUCCAUGCCAGUGCAAUUCAGAGAUGGAAACUGGAAGGUGUAUACCCAGGUUGACAUUUCUGAGGAUGCAAGAGAAAUAUUGCAACAAGCAGCCUCUGAACUCAUUGAGGAGAAACAUAUUGCUUUUGGGAUACCACAAGCUGAAGAAGCCAUAGAAAAGGAGGAACAAAUUAUCCAACAAGAAGAACAAAUUAUAAGAGGGGACACUCAAGAAAAUGGAAUUACUGAAUUAAACGUUUCAUCGUCUGAUCUUAAAACUUCUGUAAGAAACUUCUUUAAGGAUCUUCUUUCAUAAACUUCUGCAAGACAACUUGAAGUUCAUUCAAUAGAUACAAGAGGAAACAAGAGGAAACCAUCUGAACUGAAAUCUCCAAAGUGGAUGUUGUUAAUCAUCCUUAAAAAUAAAGAAAAAACGGCGCUAACUCCGAAUGAAAUAAAUAAGCUGCUACAUACAAACA